Messenger RNA from Phaedon cochleariae (mustard beetle), 345 nucleotides. NCBI's taxonomy places the organism in Eukaryota, Metazoa, Arthropoda, Insecta, Coleoptera, Chrysomelidae. The record is from the annotation of a GenBank genome assembly.
AUGUUAUUUGACAGUUCUCUCAUUCCUCAGAAAAUUCCUAUUGUCCCAAAAGAAGAGCGGGACUACACUGUACAGAAGGAUAUUACCCACGAACUAAGCUGGCAUGCAACACCCAAUGAGCAAAUUCUCAUCGAAACGAUUUCUGGAAAAAUUAUCACAUUGAACGUUGAACCUGGUGAAACUAUCAGGGAUGUGAAGCUCGAUAUCAAUGACAAAGAAGGCAUCUCCUUAGAAAAUCAACUUUUGAUGAUGCUAGGCAAACAGCUUGAAGAUUCCCAUACAUUGGAUGAAUAUGACAUCAGAGGAGGGUCCCCUUUGAAAUUGUUACUUCGUAGUAACACAUGA